CAAUGAGUGAACACUCGCCCUACCCACGACAUGCCGUGAACGGUAUCCCCCAUGCAGAGCGCAUAACUGCAGAUUCCUCGAGCGAAGCAUUUUCUUUUGAUGAAACCCAUGCAUCAAGGACCGAUUUUGCUCGUUCCGAAACAACUCUUGGGCAGGCUUCGAACUAUCCACAAAUACCCAUCGGCCAGGCUGUAUCAUUUGACUUCGACUUUAAUAAUGUCUCACUCAACACAAGCAAGGUUCCCACUUUACAUGGCUGUGCUUCAGACGAAGCCAUAACACCUAUCAAUCAUGAGCCUCGAAUUGAGAAAAGCGACCACACAACAGCUCCAUCCGCGCCCGAGACACCUGCAAAGGCCAGAUUGAACGCUCGCGAACUUCUUUUCAUCAUCAAUGUCUGCAUGGCUCAGUUUCUCACACUCGGCGGACUUGGCCAGUCCGUAGCACCGCUCUUCAUCAUCGGCAAAGACCUGGGAGUUGCCGCGACGGACCUUGGAACGAUGAGCUGGUACACUGCAGCGUUCAGUUUAACAGUUGGUGCAUUCAUAUUGCCUGCAGGUCGUCUGGGAGACAUGUACGGGCAUAAACGCAUGUUCAUCGUCGGAUGGAUAUGGUAUGCCAUCACUUCAAUCAUUGUAGGCUUCAGCUACGCACCCAAGUCGAAUGGUUCCAUAAUGCUCAGCGUCACACGCGGAUUUCAAGGCAUAGGACCCGCCAUCCUGGUGCCGAAUGCCAUGGCGCUCGUCGGUACCACUUUCCCUGUUGGCUUGAAACGCAACAUGGUAUUCUCGGCAUUCGGCGCAUGUGGUCCCACUGGGUGGCCCUGGGCGUUCUGGGUCCUCGCUAUACUCUGCAUCGGCAUGGCGGCCCUAUCAUUCAUGGUUAUACCUGCUCCGCUUCCGCGAGAGUUCAACAACUCCACUUUCGAUUUUGCAGGCGCUUGCACAGGUGUAUCUGGACUCGUCCUGUUCAAUUUUGCACUCAACCAGGCUCCUGUGGUAGGCUGGAACAAGGCGUACAUUCCUUUUACUCUAGGAAUGNGGGUGAUGCUGCUCAUUGCUUUCGUCUACCUCGAGAUGAACCACGCACAGCAAGCCUUGGUGCCCGUUCGAGGUCUCAGCAAAGAGGCUGUGUUAGCACUCUCGUGCAUCGCUGCCGGCUGGAGUAGCCAUGGCAUCUGGCUCUUCUACCUAUNNUUCCAGUUUGUGCAGCGUUUCAGAGGAUCCAGCGCCAUCGCCGCUGCAGCACAAAUAUCCCCAGUGGCCAUCACGGGAGUCGGCUUUGCCAUGUCCGCGGGUUGGCUGGCCCGAAAGUUCAAGACAUCAUAUAUCAUGUUGUGCGCCAUGCUCGGUUUCUUCAUCGGCACACUCUUCCUGGCUUUCGUGCCUGUACACCAGACCUACUGGGUUCUCACCNUUCUGAGUGUCCUUGUCAUGCCCAUCGGCAUGAAUUGGAGCUUCCCAUCCGGCACCAUCUUGCUCAGUAACGCCAUGGCCAAGGAACAUCAGGGCAUUUCUGCGAGUCUGGUGUCCACUGUGGUCAAUUACAGUAUCAGUAUUGGCUUGGGUAUUGCAGGUACCGUGGAGAGAUAUGUGAGCCAGAACCACGGCCCCUUGUGGGGAAUCCGAGGGGCGUGGUGUCUGGCGCUCGGGCUCGAUGCCAUCGGCGUGGGCAUUGCGGUGUAUUUCGUCGUGAUAUCACGACGGCAGCAAGCGUCA
This is a messenger RNA of Aureobasidium musti, 1718 nucleotides long. NCBI's taxonomy places the organism in Eukaryota, Fungi, Ascomycota, Dothideomycetes, Dothideales, Saccotheciaceae. The record is from the annotation of a GenBank genome assembly.